Lactuca virosa is the source of this 1023-nucleotide messenger RNA. NCBI's taxonomy places the organism in Eukaryota, Viridiplantae, Streptophyta, Magnoliopsida, Asterales, Asteraceae. The record is from the annotation of a GenBank genome assembly.
AUGUACAAGUCCGAAAUACAAACAUCUUCGACUGAAUCUGCCACAAAUGCUUCUUCCUCGCAACAUCUUGAAACAGAAACAAGUUAUAUGUCACACGACACAUCAAGAUUGGUAAAGAAGAAGAAGACGAGCACAAAGGCAUUAGUGAAGCGUCUACUAGGCGUUGUGGCUGACUUAAGUUCUAAAGUAGACCGUGUAUUACAGAAAAAAGAUGAACCCGACACAAAUUUUGAACCAGACAGAAGUCAUGGUUUGGAUGGGGAAUUUGAGUCUACACCUACGCAUCUUGAGCCGUCAUUGGACGUGGGUGAACAUCUCACAAAAGAAAUGAUUCCUAUUGUUAGGCCGCAACGAAAGAGGGGUGUUCCAUGGUAUCAGCGGACUCCGUUCACAGUGAUGCAAUCCACACCAAAAUUGAAGAAAAUCACCAAAGCAAAGAAAAAAAAAGUGGUGAAGAGUCCUGAAAAAGCAAAUGAAGACAUUGUGAAUGAAGAGAGUAAUGAUGUUUCAAAUCAUCUCCUGCUCGACAGUGUUGAAGCUUCCAGUACGUUGACUUUUUGGAAAGAAUGGAAUAGUAUCUCUUCCAACCUGAACACUAAACAUAGGCUGCAUAUGCUGACACUGGAUGCAGAGUUUUGGUUGAGGUUACUUGCAGUUACUGACGUUGGGUGGUUAAUUUCUUCGGUUCUAUUCCCCAUAAACGUUCCUCAUGCCCAUUGGUUUUUGGCAGUGCUACAUUUAGAUAUUUGGAAAGUACACAUAUAUGAUUCAGCACGAUAUGCGAUUGACUACUGGAAGGAUUUCCCCGAUGGACACAAUGACAACGCAGUUGUGGAGUUUAUUGACAUUGUAGACGCGACACAACAAGAAGAUAUUGCUAAUAGAGGGGAUUUUGGAGUAUUCGUAAGCAUGUAUAUGGAAAUGAUUGCUUCGGGGGUACCGGUGAAGAGUGAUAAGCCAUGUAGAGAUGCGGGAUUUCUCUAUAGAAAUAGGAUGACAAAUAUUAUUUGGGAUACUAAAUAA